Messenger RNA from Lobosporangium transversale, 1392 nucleotides. Its product is annotated as nucleosome assembly protein-domain-containing protein. Bases 62 to 1231 code for a protein of 389 amino acids. Gene Ontology annotation, molecular function: chromatin binding; histone binding. Lineage: Eukaryota; Fungi; Mortierellomycota; Mortierellomycetes; Mortierellales; Mortierellaceae. The transcript is spliced from 4 exons. Gene Ontology annotation, biological process: nucleosome assembly. The record is from RefSeq and is a predicted model, not a curated record. Gene Ontology annotation, cellular component: nucleus; chromatin.
UUUCCUUUUUUCAGUCGUCUUACUCUUAGCUCUCUUUCUCACUCUUUCUUACUCAUAAACGAUGGAUCAGUCUUCAGCAAACGUCGAUAUCAAGAAGAAGCAGCAGGAAGCCCCCACUCCUCAGAACACCCCCAUUUUUUCUGCUCCUAUCAACUCCUCUUCUGAAGAAAUGGAGACCAUUCAGACUCCAGGAACCCGCGAGGCCAUUCUUGCCAACAACCCUCAACUUAUGUCCCUACUUCAAGGCCGUCUCGGCGGAUUGGUCUCCUCAACAAACCAUCUUAGCCCCGAGGUCCGUCGCCGCGUUAAAGGCCUGAAAUCUUUGCAGCGUAAGCACACUGCUCUUGAGGUUGAAUUCCAGAAAGAGAUCAUGGCUCUGGAGAAGAAGUACCUUGAGAAGUACACUCCUCUUUACCAGAAGCGUGCUGAGUAUAUCAGCGGAAAGGCGGAGCCCACUGAUGCCGAGGUUGAGGAAGGUGCAAGUGAUGACGAGGAAGAGAAGGAUAAAGACGAUGAUGAUGACGAGGCUGCUGCCGAGAAGGUUGAGGGUAUUCCUGAAUUCUGGCUUACUGCCUUGAAGUCGCAUCCUCAAUUUUCGGAACUCAUCACAGAGAAAGACGAGGGUGCAUUGAAGCACUUGGUCGAUAUUCGUUUGUCGUACUUUGAGAAGCCCGGCUUCCGUUUGGAUUUUGAGUUCUCACCCAACGACUAUUUCACCAACAAUAUCUUGAGCAAGACUUAUUAUUACCAGGAGGAGCCUGGAUAUGGUGGUGACUUUGUCUACGAUCAUGCUGAAGGCACCAAGAUCGAGUGGAAGGAGGGCAAGGAUCUCUCAAUCACCGUUGAGACCAAGAAGCAACGUCACAAGGGAACCAAUAAGACCCGUGUUGUCAAGAAGACUGUUCCUGCAGAAACCUUCUUCUCCUUCUUCACCCCUCCAGUCGCGCCUGAGGAUGAGGAGGAGAUUGAGGAUGAAGACGAGGAUAUUGAUGAGAAACUUGAGAUCGAUUAUGGUUUGGGUGAAGAGUUUAAGGAUAACUUGGUUCCUCGUGCUGUUGAUUGGUUCACAGGCAAGGCUCUCCAGUACCAAGGCGAUGACCAAUACGAUGACGAUUUUGACUAUGAGGACGAUGAAGAUGAGGAAGAUGAGGAUGAGGAUGAGGAUGAUGACGAUGAUGACGAUGAUGUCCCUGCUAAGGACGAGAAGGCACCCGAGUGCAAGCAGCAAUAAGUAUUUCAUACCGUCAUUAUAGUUGCCUUAGAUUCCCAGUCUCUAGACCUGAUCACUCUUUAUUAUCUUCAUAUCAAUUCAAUAACGCAUUACCCCCUUUGGGAUUUUCUUCAUCAUUUUUCUUCAUCUUAAUAAAACUAAAAAAGUAGCCUUGACAAAGU